UUACAAGUGAAUCUGAUGAUGGUGAAUCUGAUGAUAAUGGUGAUUUUGAAACAUUUGAGGAUUAUGCAUCACUGGAUUAUGAGCCAUUUCGAGAUCCACCAAGUACAGAAUCAAUUGAUGAUGACCGAUUUUU
Funneliformis geosporum is the source of this 133-nucleotide messenger RNA. NCBI's taxonomy places the organism in Eukaryota, Fungi, Glomeromycota, Glomeromycetes, Glomerales, Glomeraceae. The record is from the annotation of a GenBank genome assembly.